Molecule: messenger RNA, 733 nt
Organism: Durusdinium trenchii
Lineage: Eukaryota; Dinophyceae; Suessiales; Symbiodiniaceae
Source: the annotation of a GenBank genome assembly
UGUCAACAUUCCAUUCAAGAACAUUUGCAUAGAUCAAGCCGCGGUUGUGGUGUUUCAGUUGACUUGACACCCGGUUGUCGUCGUUGUUCUUACUUUGACUCCGCCAGGAUUUCUUCUUUGGACCGCUGUGAGCAAUGGGUCCUGGCGCUCGUGUGGUUGGACUUGGCCAAGGCCAGGCAUCAGGCAGACGAGGCGACACUGAAUGCCUCUCUCAAAGCGUUGGCGACGGCUACCCGCUGGGAGCAGCUUCUACAGCUUUUCUGGGAUGAGUCCCAGACGAAGCUGUGGCACAACUUGGACAGCUUUCAAACCGCACUCUUGGCUUGUUAUCGAGCUGGUGCAGCAGAGGCUUGGGGGCUGUGUCUUCAGCUCCUCGACACCAUGUGGGAGCAACAGCUUCAUCCCUCCGCCUCCGAGUAUGCCUGUGUGGCACGUGCAUGUGGUCGAGGCAGCCAGUGGCUGAAAGCCUUACACCUACGAGGUCUUGAGCUUUUGGAGCAGUCGCGUCCAUCGAUGUCUAAUGCCAUGACUUGGGCCUCCGAGGUGUCCUUGACUGGCAAAUGUGAUAUACCCUUAAUAAUACAUCUUGAAAUAUAAAAAUGUUAAAAUAAAAACACAAUAAUAAUAAAAGUGCUUAAACUAAUAAUAAUAUUAUAUAAUAUAUAAAUAGAAAUAUAUAAUUUAGACAUAUUUAGACGGAUAUAGUAAGACUAAUUACAUAACUAAUUGUCCG